This is a messenger RNA of Nanorana parkeri, 1163 nucleotides long. It is a transcript of the gene BCL2, whose product is annotated as BCL2, apoptosis regulator. Gene Ontology annotation, molecular function: protein homodimerization activity; protein heterodimerization activity. Gene Ontology annotation, biological process: intrinsic apoptotic signaling pathway in response to DNA damage; negative regulation of intrinsic apoptotic signaling pathway; extrinsic apoptotic signaling pathway in absence of ligand. The transcript has 2 exons. Bases 178 to 1062 code for a protein of 294 amino acids. NCBI's taxonomy places the organism in Eukaryota, Metazoa, Chordata, Amphibia, Anura, Dicroglossidae. The record is from RefSeq and is a predicted model, not a curated record. Gene Ontology annotation, cellular component: mitochondrial outer membrane.
GGGGAUGCAGAGGAUGAGGAAAGAAAAAAGGCAUCACACCGAUCUCUCAACUAAAGCGUAACAGUUGUGGACGUCGCUUUGAGAUCUGGUUGAGGUUAGACCUUAUUUUAUUUUUCUAUUAAAAUUUUGUUUUUUGUAUCGCUGAUUUCCUGCCAAGCCGUUCUCGGAUAUUAAAAAAUGGCUCAUCCCAGGAGAGAAGGGUACGAUCAUCGAGAGAUAGUGGUGAAAUAUAUCCAUUAUAAGCUGUCACAGAGGGGCUAUGAGUGGCAAGAAGGGCGACACUUAACUGCUGAACUCUCAGAAGCUUCUGCUGCUGCUAACAAUAAUUCAUUUAAUGAUGGAGAGGUGUCUGCUACCCAUGGAGGUCCAACUGGACAUCCACCUGCUUCAAAUUUGCCUGCUGCUUCCUGUUCAGAUAAUGAAAAUCCAAGUGAUGCUCCGGUGCUAGACAAUGCACCUGCUGCUCACAGAAGUACUGCAUCUGCUGCUUCCCCUGUCCCUUUACCCCAAGCAGAGUUGGAUGUUUCCGAGAGAGACUGGAAUGCCCCCCAAGAUGCCAACCAACCGCUAGAUGAUAAUAAUGAUGAAUAUAUGCCCUUACAAACCCUUCCCCCACAAUUGUUUCAGACACUGAGCCGUGCUGGAGAUGAGUUCUCCAGUAUGUACCAGCAGGACUUCAGGCAUAUAUCAGGGCUUCUCCAUCUAACCCCAUCCACAGUUCGUCUUCGCUUUGCUGCUGUGGUGGAGGAGCUCUUUCAUGAUGGGAUAAACUGGGGCCGUAUUGUGGCUUUCUUCGAAUUUGGAGGAGUCAUGUGCGUGGAAAGUGUCAAUCGAGAGAUGUCUCCUCUGGUGGAUUCCAUUGUUGGAUGGAUGACUGACUAUCUGAACAGACAUCUGCAGAACUGGAUUCAAGAGCAGGGAGGAUGGGGGGUUUUCGUUGAACUGUAUGGCAGCAGUGUCCGGCCACCUUUUGAUCCUUCAUGGCUGUCCAUCAAGACCAUCCUAAGUAUUGCCGUUGUUGGAGCAUGCAUCACUCUAGGAGCCUAUUUGGGACACAAGUGAUCAUGUGUGUGGCCCCUAAUCUGACGUCACUUAUUUAAAGGGACAUUUCUAUGUGUAAGACUAAUGGACCAACUGUCAAAUCAGCUAUGACUGCCAAAGGA